This is a messenger RNA of Leguminivora glycinivorella, 1727 nucleotides long. RefSeq lists its product as uncharacterized. The transcript is spliced from 2 exons. Lineage: Eukaryota; Metazoa; Arthropoda; Insecta; Lepidoptera; Tortricidae. The record is from RefSeq and is a predicted model, not a curated record. The coding region runs from base 1290 to 1661 and encodes 123 amino acids.
GACCGCGUCAGCCUUCGGUGGUAGCGGUGGCGGUGCUGGCAAAUCUUCCUCAGUGGAGGAUGAGAGAUACGAAUCGGUAUGGGACGAACGUUUUGACCUGGAAAUAAAAAUAAGUUACUAUUAAAAUAUUAUUAAUUUAUAAUCUGCGUUAGAAUACUACGUAAAGGCUAUUUUAUGGUUUUGAGAACACACAACUAUCUAAUAUUUAUGUAUACACCUACCUCUUGCUCGAGCUCGUCGAUGUCGGCGGCUUGGAUUUUUCUUUUUGUCGAUCACGUCAACCUUCGGCGGUGGCGGCGGCGGUGCCGACGAAUCUUCCUCCGUGGAGGAUGAGAGAUAUAAAUCUUCAGCGUGGGACGAGGGUUUUGACCUGGAAAUAAAAUAAAUAAUGUGCUAUUAAAAUAAUUCAUUUAUAAUUAUAAUUCUCCAUUACUCUAACGUUGUUUUAUUUGAAUAAUGAUUAAUUAUUUUUACGAGUUUGUUACUUUGCGAAUAUAAAUAAAUAAAUAAUAUAGGAUAUUCUUACUAAGUCCUACAGUAAGUUUGCGUUGCGAGUACUCGCAUAAUAACACAUAGAAAACAACCAUGACUCGGGAACAAAUAUAUGUGUUCAUCACACAAACCCUUACUGAGAUUCGACCCAGAAGCCCCUGGCUUAGUAGCUAGUCACUAACCAGUAGGUCAGAUAAGUCGUCAAAAUUAUAUAAGCAACAUUACAAUAUACAUUUAUUCACACUUACAUUGUAUGAUGAUGAUGUCCUUGUAGCUUCAGUAGAGAGAACAGUGGGUUUUCCUUGCUUCCUGUGUAGCGGAAUGAAUCAAGAGGAUCGAUCUGAGGAGCUUAAGUAGUGAAAAUUCACGUGGAGCUAACGCAAUACCUAUAUGAAAUUUGUCAACGUGAUUGAAAAACGCAACUCAGCACUUAGUCGGUGGAAACAAUCAUCGAUUGCAAAUCCCACAACGCAGCAAAAUCAGAUCACCGUGUAUAAUAUAAAACAAAUACGUGAAGGUACUUACCAUAUAUUUUUUUUAUUCAUUAAAUUCAUUUUAUGGUUUUAAUCUUAGAAAAACAGACAAUGUCGCGAUCGGAGCUAGUAUAUUUUAUUUGCUUUAGUGCAUUAUUGCUAACAUCGUAAAUCCAAUCGUAUCUCAAUACAAUGUGAUGUCAUUUUUUUUAAACGUUUGAUUUUGAACUCUAAUAACACAAUAAUUUCAGAUAUAAACCCCCGAAAAUAAGUGAAAAUAUUAUUUACUCUUAUAUAUUCAACGCGAUUAGUUCUACGGAAAAUAUGUCGGAUACAUCAGAACACCUAUUCAACUUCGUUCCUUUGGCAUCAUCCCAAACUCAAAGUCAGAGUGAACGGGAGUCAGGGGUGAGACGUCUGUCCUUGGGGGUCAAGAGGAAGGCAACACCCGUUUACUCGUUUAUCAAAAAACCACAUCGGAAUGGAGGUACAAAAGUCAUCAAAAUAGAAAUUUACGACAGUAACAAAUUGAAUGAGAACUUUGAACAUAUAUGUAAAUGUAAUGCCGAGCUGUGUGCCCAAUAUGUAGUGAAAAAUACGUUAUUAGACCAAGUUUACGAAUUAACGCGUAGAGUAAUUGACAAGAUAGACGAAGGUUUGUCCUCAGAUACGCCACAUGGGUACACCAUCGAAUAAGGGUACAAUUUAAUGUGAUUGUGUAAUAUGAACAUAGUUCUUAAGUUAAUAAACAUUAUAAAAGUA